AUGGAGCUGCUAGGUUUCUCCACACAGACAUGGCUCACUGCAGGUGGUCUUGGAACAGUCUUGUUGACACCGGCUGGUCGUGGGAUAUUCACAAAUUUUCUUUCAAGUGCAAUGAUUCAUGCAACCCGUCCAUUUGUCGUGAAUGAGUGGAUUCAGACAAAGAUUGAAGACUAUGAAGUUUCUGGUACUGUUGAGUUCCGUAUAUGA
This is a messenger RNA of Ilex paraguariensis (yerba mate), 207 nucleotides long. The record is from the annotation of a GenBank genome assembly. NCBI's taxonomy places the organism in Eukaryota, Viridiplantae, Streptophyta, Magnoliopsida, Aquifoliales, Aquifoliaceae.